Ananas comosus (pineapple) is the source of this 2189-nucleotide messenger RNA. Its product is annotated as serine/threonine-protein kinase-like protein At3g51990. Gene Ontology annotation, molecular function: ATP binding; protein kinase activity. The transcript has a single exon. The coding region runs from base 360 to 2012 and encodes 550 amino acids. Gene Ontology annotation, cellular component: plasma membrane. The record is from RefSeq and is a predicted model, not a curated record. NCBI's taxonomy places the organism in Eukaryota, Viridiplantae, Streptophyta, Magnoliopsida, Poales, Bromeliaceae. Gene Ontology annotation, biological process: protein phosphorylation.
UCUUAAAUAUAUAAAUAAAAAGUUUAAUUAAAAAAGAAAAAGCCCCCAAAUGGCCAAAUGCUCGAUCGGCGCCCCAUUUUCCUUCGCCCCCCACCCGAGAAAAUUAAUAAUUAAUAUUAUUAUAUCAUCUCAACGCCGUCUAAUAAGAAAACAGUCCCCUUGAGCUUGUUCUAAUUUACCUGGAUCUAUAAAUGCGCAUCUAAUAACAAUCCCAUUCGCCAAAACAACCCACCCUUCUCAGCUCACUCCCACCACCACCACCACCACCACCACCACCACCGACGCUUCUUCUUCCUCCUCCAUUUUAAUUCGGCGAAUUCAAAUUUUGGUGAGUCGGAAGAAUAAAUUUCCUAAGAAUAAUGGGCUACCUUUCUUGCCGGGCCGACUCCUCCAUCGCGACGUGCCGCUCCAUCUCCUCCAUCGUCCCCGUCCAACCCCAUAAACGCAGGAAUUUCACCUCUUCUAAAUCUAAAUCUAAAUCUAAAUCUAAAUCUGCUUCCGCGGCCGAUCUAUCUGAUGGAGCUGUCUUGAGCGAUGAUGAUGGCGGUAAGAAGUGUUUAUCUGCUGUCGCUGCUGCUGCCGGCUGCUCGAUCCGCAGGUUCAGCUACGCGGAGGUGGAGGCGGCGACGUCGAACUUCUCCGAGUCCGUCCUCCUCGGCCGCGGCAGCCACGGCGCCGUCUACAAGGCCGUCCUCCGCGGCUUCGCCCGCCCAGUCGCCGUCAAGCGCCCCUCGCGCCGCCGCCCCCCUUCUCCGCCCGCUCCCGCGGCCGCGCGCGACGAGGUGGAGAACGAGAUCGACAUCCUCUCGUCCCUCCGCGGCCCCCGCCUCGUCAACCUCCUCGGCUUCUCCGCCUCCGACGGGGGCGGGGGCGGGGGCGGGCGGGAGGUGGUGCUGGUGAUGGAGUACAUGCCGAACGGGACCUUGUACGACCUGCUGCACUCCAACCCCCGCCCGCCCGGCUGGGCCCGCCGGAUGCGGCUGGCGCUGCAGACCGCCAAGGCGCUGCUGACGCUCCACUCCGCCCGCCCGCCCGUCAUCCACCGCGACGUCAAGUCCGCCAACGUCCUCCUCGACCGCAACCUCGACGCCCGCCUCGGCGACUUCGGCUCCGGCGGAACCGCCGCCGCCGCCGCCUCCGCCUCCGCCUCCGCCUCCGCUGCCGGCUCUACCCCUCCAGCCGGCACUCUCGGCUACCUCGACCCCUCCUACGUCACGCCCGACAGCCUCAGCACCAAGACCGACGUCUUCAGCUUCGGAAUCCUGCUCCUCGAGAUCAUGAGCGGCCGCAAGGCCAUCGACGUCGCCCACUCCCCGCCCUCCGUCGUCGAGUGGGCCGUCCCGCUCCUCCGCAAGGGGAAGGUCGCGGCGCUCUUCGAUCCCCGCAUCCCCCCGCCCCGAGACCCCGCCGCGCGGCGCCGCCUCGCGGGGCUCGCGGCGAGCUGCGUGCGCUCCUGCAGGGAGCGCCGGCCCUCCAUGGACCAGGUGGUCGACCAGCUCAAGGCGCUCAGCAGGACCCUGCCGUCCCGCGCCUGGAACGGCCUCGUCGUCGGUAAUCCCUGCUCCGUCGUCGACACCCAGGGCGGCGCCAUUUCGAAGCUGAGGCCCCACGGCGGCCUCAAUUCCGAAUUGCGAUUUAUCAACGAAGACGAAAUUGAAGAGCCCGAGCCCUCUGCCAGUGCCGCCGCUGUCGAGGAGGAGAAGGAGAAGGAGGAGGACGAGGACGAGGACGAGGAAACCCUGAUUUUCGCCAAGAAGCCGCCUUCCGCCGCGGCGAAGGGAUCCCGCCCGUCAAGGAAUGCGAAGGUGUUCUCCGAAGCCGGCACAAGGGAAAGUAGGAAUCUGAUGGAACUCAUGGCAGACAGCAGUUUCGUCAGCGGCCAGAGAUCUAUCAUCAGCAGGGCGAGAACGGUCCAUCUUGCACGAUCCGUUUGCGAUGACAAGAAUUCGCUGCCGUUCUUGAGGAGGAAUCAAACAGUAAGAACAGUCCUGUUUGAGAAAAUAUCGAGUUGAGCUGUAGAUCUUGUUUAGAUACACCCAGUUCUUUCAAAUCUACCUAUGUUUGUGUUAUCAUUACUGUUCAAUUAAACUAUUUACAUUUGGGAAACAGCUCGACGAGUUCUCCCGAUUGUAGCGAUGGUAAUUUCAAUCUAGGCCCAGAAAAAGGGCUUUUUUGUUAUCUAAAUUGAA